AUGGCCUCUAUUUACCCUUUCACCAAAGAAGAACUAGAUAAAGUACACCCCGAUUCUUUACUUUGCCGAAUGCUAUCAACCAAAGCAACCCUGCCCAUUUCCGAAAAUUCUACGCAGCCGGCCCUGAACGGCACCCAAAUCGGCAAAGGACAAUGCGGUGAAGUGCACAUCAACGAUACGACCAAGGUCAAGAAGACACCCAACCUGCCUGAGAAGAUAGUCGAACUGCGAAGAGACUACCACUGCCACACUGCAGUCGUCGAGGCCUGGAGAGAUGCUCCUAGCAGUCUGGGUCACAAUAUCAGUACCCCUGAGACCAGAGAGAUCGAGUACGACUCAGUCUACAACUAUGAUUUAUUCUCCGAACGCAUUCUCCCUCUUCAAGCGCCUAUACCGGAGAUGCUGUUGCGGUCAGUGUAUCCCAAAUCUACAAAGAUACAGCGAGCAGCUUGUCUGAAUAUGCCCGAGAACAACAACUGUUUGGUGCGCCUAUAUCUUGGCCGUCGUGGAGUGGAUAGAAGCAAGUCAAGCGUGGAAAACAUGACUCUUCGCAACUUUCCCCUUCAUGUCGAUGAGAUGGAACGUCUCAAUCUUCCUGUCCCGAUGUACGUCGAAGCAAUCGCAGAAGCAUUAGCACUUAUGCACUGGAGCGCCAACAUCGAUGCAAACGAUGUCGAAUUUAUACUCGGAAGCUCUCGACAAGAUCUGUCAUCAAGUCAAGAUCAAGGCCACUCGGCUUCAAUAUGGCUACUGGACUUCAACCAAUGUCGGAAGUUCAAUGAGGAUAAGGCUGGACUGAAGCUAUUGGUCGAUGGCUUCUGGAUGAACGAUCCGUAUUAUCCUCGACCUUCCUCUACAGACAAGAGGGACAAGGUAUUGUGGACGUUGUUCUCGAGCAAAUACUUGGAUGCUAGUGCUCUGUUGAUGGAUGGUAAAAUGCCACGGCAAUUCAUCGAGGGCGUGGAAGAAGAAGGCUAUCGUUGGCGAGAGAGACCUUCAAUAUUCGCAAAUUAG
Aureobasidium subglaciale EXF-2481 is the source of this 1014-nucleotide messenger RNA. RefSeq lists its product as uncharacterized. The transcript is spliced from 2 exons. The record is from RefSeq and is a predicted model, not a curated record. Bases 1 to 1014 code for a protein of 337 amino acids. Lineage: Eukaryota; Fungi; Ascomycota; Dothideomycetes; Dothideales; Saccotheciaceae.